Adineta steineri is the source of this 1002-nucleotide messenger RNA. The record is from the annotation of a GenBank genome assembly. Lineage: Eukaryota; Metazoa; Rotifera; Eurotatoria; Adinetida; Adinetidae.
AUGCCAACAAAAAUUCCUCGUGAAGAAGAACAACGACAAUUACAACAACUUGAACUUGAAAUAAAAUAUCAUGAAGGUGUAGAAUGUAUGAAGGAAAAUACUCAUCAUCAUCAUCAUCAACAUCCUCAUACUCAUCCUCAUUUUGUAACACCACCAGCAACAAUAAUACCGCCAAUAGUAAAUAAAAAAUUAAUACCAACAACUGAUGUUAAAAUUCCAAAAAAACGUGGCCCAAAAAAGAAACAAAUGACACCAGCACGCGUUGCACGUUUUAAAGUUCGACGAAUUAAAGCAAAUGGUCGUGAACGUGAACGUAUGAAAGGUCUUAACGAACAAUUAGAAGUCUUACGUGAAACAAUUCCAUGUUUUGCAUUAUCACAAAAAUUAUCGAAAAUUGAAACAUUACGUUUAGCAAAAAAUUAUAUUGAAGCAUUAGGUGAAAUGGUUCAAAAUGAUCAAAUACCUGAUAAUACACAUUUUGCUCAAUUAUUAUGUAAAGGUUUAUCACCAAAUACAAUGAAUCUUGUUGCUGCAACACUUUGCUUAAAUCCACGUAUAUUACAACAACAACAGCAACAACAAUAUGAUAAUUCUUAUUCAACAAAUAUGGUUACAAUGGAUGAAACAUAUAUGUUAUCAUCAAUGCAUCCAAGAGUACGAAAUCCAUUAGAAUUUAUUAAUUUAAAAAAAGGAUCUCAUCAUUCACCAGGAUCAACAACAAUAAAUCAUAAUAAUACAACAAGUGAAAGCGAUGAUGAUGCAAUGAUAUGUAGUUCAAGUAGCUUUGAUCAAACUUCAUCAUAUGGUAAUGAUGCAACAACUAGUAGUAUUGAAGAAAUUAGUCCUAAUAGACAUGCAAUUUUACCUGAACCACCACAAACAUAUCCACAUGAAUUUUAUUCUGAUGAUCAACAUUUUAUGUUAAAUUCUCAACAAUUUUAUCCAUCAUCAACAAUUAUCUCACAACAUCAUCCUAAUUUUUAUUAUCCAACACAUUUUUGA